UUAAGAAAUGACAAGCGAACAAUGUUUUAAUUAAGCGAAUGUCAAAAUGGGUCUUGAAAGGAACGUGACCAAGGAGGAGAGAUCGCUAGCUGGCUAAAAUCAAAGCCGAGCUCCCCAGGCGCGCCGCGCGCCGCGCCCUCGGCCUCGAUCUUUUAACUCCCAGACACAUCACGUUGCGCCACGCGAUCGAGUUCAUCGCUUCCGGUCUUCGAUCCGCCACGCGAUCGCCGGCCGCCGCCCGGCAUGGGCACCGGACGCAAGCCUGUCGACGGCGAUGGCGACGGCGCUGCAUCAGCCGUCGUCUUCCUCGUGCCGUUCCCGGCGCAGGGCCACGUAACCCCGAUGCUCCACCUGGCGCGCGCCCUCGCCGCGCGCGGCGACGUCGCGCCCACCGUCGUCCUGCCCGAUUUCAUCCACCGCCGCGUCGUGCGGGCCGGCGGGAACGGCGGCGGAGGCGGCGUGGCGCUCGCCUCCUUCCCCAGCGGCAUCCCGGGCGGCGACGACGGAGACGGCGAUCCGGGCUUCGCCAGCAUCGUGCACGCCAUGGAGAACCGCAUGCCCGCGCACCUGGAGCGCGUGCUCAUGCUCAUGCGCGACGACGACGACGACCGCCUUGCAGCUGCUGGACGGAGGGCAGCGUGCCUAACCGUCGUCGUCGACGUACUGGCGUCGUGGGCCGUCCCGGUGGCCACGAGGUGCGGCGUGGCGGCCGUGGGGUUCUGGCCGGCGAUGCUGGCGAGCUACCGCGUCGUGGCGGCCAUACCCGAGCUCAUCGACAGGGGGCUCGUCUCGGAAUACGGUAUUCCCAUAUUGGCAAACGGAUUCAACAAAAACCAGGGCCAAGUAAAAGCAAACCUCCAGGCUGAAAUCAUCAGCUUAUUCCCCGAAGAACUAGAGCUAAGCACCACAGAUUUGCCAUGGCUCGUCGGCGACGCGGCGACCCAGAAAUCAAGAUUCGCCUUCUGGCUCCGGACAAUGGAGCGCGUGAAGACCCUCCGCUGCAUCCUCGUCAACUCCUUCCCCGGCGAGGCCAUCGCCGCCGGCGCCGACCAGCAACAGCCAUUGCCGCAGGACCAGCAAAUCCUCCAAGUUGGACCAUUGCUAGCCACCAUCGUCACUGAUCGAGCAAAAGGCAACAGCAACUUGCGGUGUUCGCCAAUGAAGACGACGAAGAACGACACCAGCACGUGUCAGGCAGACGACAGAACCAGCUGCAUGGAAUGGCUCGACCAGCAGCGUCCAGGUUCGGUGGCGUACGUCUCGUUCGGGACAUGGGUCGCGCCGAUCGCGCCGGGCGAGAUCACCGAGCUCGCCGUCGGCCUGGAGGCCACCGGCCGGCCGUUCCUGUGGGUCCUCAAGGACGACCCGUCGUGGCGAGCCGGCCUCCCCGCCGGAUACACGGAUCAGUACUCCGGCCGCGGCAAGAUCGUCGCGUGGGCGCCGCAGGAGGACGUCCUCGCGCACGGCGCCGUCGGGUGCUACCUCACGCACUGCGGCUGGAACUCGACGCUGGAGGCGAUACGGCACGGGGUUCGCAUGCUGUGCUACCCGGUGGCCGGCGACCAGUUCAUCAACUGCGCGUACAUCGUCAGGGCGUGGGGGAUAGGGAUCAGGCUGCGCAGUGCCGACCGUGGCGAGGUGGUGGAUUGCGUCGGGAGGAUCAUGGAAGGCGAGGACGGGAGGCGCUUGCGGGAGAAGCUGGAUGAGCUGAGGGAGAGGGUUAUGGCGGGUGAGGCAUUGUGCGUAGCAAAGAGGAACAUUGAGGAAUUCAUUCGUGGGAUUAGUGGACAGAGAUUACAAUAGGGGCUUGUUAAUUUGAUCGUGAACGUUAUUAAUUGCCGUGAAAGAAAAAGGAUAGUUUGAUCAAUAUGAAGCAUCUUAAGGAAUUAACCGAAGCGCUUAAUGAGUCAUAAAAAAAUGUGUCAUGCCGCUGACUCGUUCGUGUAAACAUUUUGUUGCCUAAGAGCGAAGAUGUACAUUAAUCCUAAAUCAUGCAUGCUUCAUACAUGUGGUGCUCUAUUA
Molecule: messenger RNA, 2022 nt
Organism: Oryza sativa Japonica Group (Japanese rice)
Lineage: Eukaryota; Viridiplantae; Streptophyta; Magnoliopsida; Poales; Poaceae
Product: UDP-glycosyltransferase 82A1
Molecular function (GO): UDP-glycosyltransferase activity
Source: RefSeq, a predicted model, not a curated record